Messenger RNA from Pygocentrus nattereri (red-bellied piranha), 8685 nucleotides. It is a transcript of the gene arhgap35b, whose product is annotated as Rho GTPase activating protein 35b. The record is from RefSeq and is a predicted model, not a curated record. Gene Ontology annotation, molecular function: GTP binding; GTPase activity. Gene Ontology annotation, biological process: signal transduction. Bases 952 to 5508 code for a protein of 1518 amino acids. NCBI's taxonomy places the organism in Eukaryota, Metazoa, Chordata, Actinopteri, Characiformes, Serrasalmidae. The transcript has 7 exons.
CACGAAAAAAAGGGAGAGAGGGGAGAGUUGGGGCGGAGGGGCCGCCAUUAUCGGGAAGCUGGAAAAAGCCCACCGCUCACCCACAUGCAGCCCUGCAACACGGCCAGGCGUUCCGGAGCGCUUCUGCAUCUCAUGGUCUGUACUCGGCUAUGAAGUGGCAUCACUGCGGCUUGGCGGAACGUCAACGGCACGCACGGCUCUCUGAAAUCAGCUCGUUAUUACGGCCACAACAAAGGACAGCAUAACUGGUCCAGAGCAACGUGGUAAGGCCGGAGGAGGAAGCUGAGAUGCGUUUUCCCCCCUUGACAUGGAAACCAGCAGCAGAUGACCAGCCGCGCACAUUCCCGAUUUGUUGGACGUCGCUGCGGUGUUGACGGGAUUUUUGUCAGCUAACGUUGUUGCUAUGAAGCUACGUUAACGUUGCUGGAUAGAAGAGAGCAGCGGGUCAACCUGAGGCAGCAUAGCUGUUGAAAAGCUUUGCUCAAAUCCACAAAGACCACCAAAAUAGCGUCGCUAAAGGUCCCUUAGCAGCUUAAAUAAACGACUUCGGCAAGUUAGUUGUCAUUUUCAUCGCCUUCUGCACCGAAACCGGCUCUCUCCGUUGGCCUGGACUGGGAGGAGGGAUUGGAAAGGGAAAGGGAAGGAAAGAAGGACGGACGAACGCGGUAAUGGUAUGCUAAAAGGCAUCCAGUCUGCACAUCUGAUACUUCCAGUCAAGCCUGUCAUUCUCAGUCAUCGCCAUUGCAAACUUGUACCCCAGUUCCUCAUUAAUAUGGGCAAAAAACAUGCAACCUUGGUUAUUUUGAUGAAAAGGAAUGUUUGAACUAUUAAAGAAAACUGAGACAAAUGUGAUCAAACAAAAGGGAUCUUCAUAUUGCGCUUUAUGGACACGUGUCAGAGAGUCAGCCUGUGUCAACCUUUGUGGCAUGGCAAGAUGAGUGCCUGCAUACGAUGAUGGCUAAAAAGCAAGAUUCGCGAGCGCCCACCUACAACCUGGUUGUUGUUGGUCUGUCGGGCACUGAGAAAGAAAAAGGCCAGUGUGGAGUUGGGAAAUCUUGCCUUUGUAAUCGCUUUGUCCGACCUAGCGCAGAUGACUUUCAUCUUGAUCACACGUCAGUGUUAAGCACCAGUGAUUUUGGUGGCCGAGUCGUCAACAAUGACCAUUUCUUGUUCUGGGGAGAGGUGGAGCGAGCUUUGGAAGAUGGCACCGAGUGCAGGAUGCAUGUUGUCGAGCAGACAGAGUUUAUUGAUGACCAGACAUUUCAGCCACACCGUAGCACAGCAUUACAGCCUUACAUCAAAAGAGCUGCAUCCACAAAACUGGCAUCUGCAGAAAAACUCAUGUAUUUCUGCACUGACCAGUUGGGGUUGGAACAGGACUUUGAGCAAAAACAAAUGCCUGAAGGGAAGCUGCAGGUCGAUGGCUUUCUUCUGUGUGUUGAUGUAAGUCGAGGGAUGAACCGCAACUUUGAUGACCAAAUGAAGUUUGUCACCAACCUGUAUAAUCACCUAGGCAAGACAAAAAAGCCUGUUGUGCUGGUUCUGACCAAGUGUGAUGAAGGUGUGGAGCGAUACAUUAAGGACUCUCAUACAUUUGCUAUCACUAAGAAGAACUUGCAGGUUGUUGAGACAUCAGCUCGGUCUAAUGUCAAUGUGGACUUGGCUUUCCUUACUCUGAUUCAACUCAUUGAUAAGGGGAGGGGCAAGCCUAAGAUAAUACCUUAUUUUGAGGCACUGAAGCAUCAGAGUCAACUAAUUGCCACUGCAAAGGAUCGCUAUGAAUGGUUGGUGAACCACAUAGUGAAGAAUCACAACGAGACAUGGCCCAAUGUUAGCCGACGCAUGCAGACAGCACCAGAAUACAAAGAAUACUUCUUUUUAGAAGGUACAGCAAAGGCAAAAAAGCUUUUCCAGCAGCAUAUUCAUCGACUUAAACAGGAGCACAUUGAGAGACGUCGUAAGGGCUACUUAAGUACUCUCCCCUUGGCCUUGAGUUCCUUAGUAUCUGAACUAGAUGAAAUUGAGCAUUUGAGCUGGUCUGGAGUACAGAAGGUGCUUGAGUCCAAAAAGGACUUUGACCAUUGGUUUGUUGUGCUAGAGGAUGCACCAUGGGAGGACACACCACAUCUUGACAAUAUGGAAGAUGAGCGCAUUCCCUUUGAUGUGCUGGACACGACUGCAGCAGAAAUCAUCUUUGAUGCACACCUCGAACAUCUGCGCAACGAGAGCAGGCGUGCCGAGAUGCGACAUGAGUUUAAGAUGAAACUGGCUUCUUCACCCUUUGUCACACCUGGGAAGCCAUGGGAAGAGGCACGCAGCUUCAUUAUGAAUGAAGACUUCUACCAGUGGCUAGAUGAGCCAGAAUACUUGGACAUCUACAACAGGCAUCAGAAGGUGAUCAUUGACAGGGCAAAGGAGGAUUUCCAGGAACUUCUGCUAGAGUAUUCUGAGCUUUUCUAUGAACUAGAAGUGGAUGCCAAGCCAAGUAAGGAAAAGAUGGGAGCAAUUCAGGAAGUACUUGGGGAAGAACAGCGCUUCAAGGCUUUGCAGAAACUGCAGGCAGAAAGAGAUGCUUUAGUAUUGAAACACAUCCACUUUGUUUAUCAUCCAACCAAGGAUACCUGCCCUAGCUGCCCACACUGUGUUGACAACAAGAUUGAGCAAACCUUGGCCUUAUGCUUCCCUACACGUUACCCAUCCUUCGGAAAGUCUCACAUGAAUGACAGCAAAGCAGAUAGGAUCAACCUUGUCAUCUUGGGAAAAGAUGGUUUAGCAAGAGAGCUAGCUAAUGAGAUUCGAGCUUUGUGUAGCAAUGAUGACCGCUACGUGCUUGAAGGUAAACUAUAUGAGCUAAUACUUAGGCCCAUUGAGGGCAAUGUGAGGCUUCCUGUCAACUCCUUCCAUACAGCCACCUUCACACCUCAUGGGUGCCUGUGUUUGUACAAUUCAAAGGAAUCUUUGUCUUACGUUGUGGAAAGUAUUGAAAAGUUGCGUGAGUCUACGCUUGGCAGGAGGGAAAACCACAUAGCACAACUUCCCCUCUCUCUCUUGUUAGUCACUAAAAGAGGUGUGGGAGCAUUGAGUGACAUUGGUGGGGAGACUGCACAAACCCUAAUCUCUCAGGGUCAGCAGGUUGCUAUAAAACUACAGUGUAACUUUUUGGAACCUGCGUCUCCUGGCUCGGGCUAUGGGCGUAAUGUGAAUGAAAGACAGAUAAACCAGGUCCUAAAGUGUCUUCUGGACUCAAGGAGGAAUGCCGUAUUCCGCAGCAGUUCCCCACCCCCACCACCUCUGCCUCCAAGUAUCAGAGAUUUACAGCAGGACCAGAGUCCAGAGGCAGACUUGCGUAUCGUCAUGUGCCUAAUGUGUGGAGACUCCUAUGAUGUAGACCAACUUCUUGCGCCCUUCUUGCUUCCUCAGCAUUGCAGGCCAACCUCUCCCCAUUCCAGUGGUACUUCAGUGCUUCUGGAGCAAACAGUCAGUGGUCACAGACAGACAAUUGAGCUGUCCCUACUGUCAUAUCAUGCUUCUUUUACCAUGCGCAAGAGUCGGCUGGUACAUGGGUAUGUAGCCGUUUACUCUGCUCGUCGUAAGGCCUCAUUUGAAACCUUGUGUGCCUUCCUCUGUGAGGUUUCGGACAUCAUUCCAGUCCAGCUGAUAGCUGUGGGAGAAACCCAGGCAGAGCUCACAGACUCUGACUUUGCGCGAGAGCUGCUGACCCAGGGUGAGGAUCUGGCACAUGAAAUCGAGGGACGUUUUGCCAGUGUGAUCUGUGGACCAGGUGGAGUUGUUGGAGGACUGCACAGAGUAGACCUUCUACAACCAUUCUUCAUGGAGGUCUUGGAGAAGAAGACCCUGGUGGAGGCCACUCAUAUGUACGAUAAUGUUGCAGAAGCCUGUAGCGUGAAUGAGAAUGUGUAUUCACCCCAGUGUGGUUCCCCUAGCCCUGUCACAAUGCUGUUAGAUUCUGAGGAGGACAUGGAAGCCUCCCCGCCUUACCACGAUGGCACCCUCACCUCUCAUAGUGGAUUCAGAUUGCCUGACCUCGAUUCAGGUGACACGUUCUCUGUCAUCUCUGAACUUACCACCUUUGAGAACAAGCUGAACAACAAAGUCCCUCUACAGGUGAGGCCCAGACCCAGUGUUACCUUUGACCUCAGAAAGCACAACUUUAAUCCCUACACGGACCCAGUCAGCCAUCGGCGAUCCCUUACCUCAAAUGUGACCUGGCCUCCUGGUGGGGAUGGAAUCUAUGAUCCUUCGGACUACGCUGAGCCAAUGGACGCAGUUUCCAAGCCUCGACCCAGCCACGAAGAGAGCAUCUAUUCAGUGCCACAUGACAGCACACAGGGUAAGAUAAUCACGAUUCGGAAUUCCAACAGGAUGCAUUCUAAUGGAGGAGGCAAUGGCUCUGACAGCGAAGGGGAUGGCAGCUCUUUGGAGCGCCGACGCAAGUUCUCUACGGCAGGAGUUAAGCCACGGCUGUACCGGGAUCGUUCCAAACGUCUGGGCAAGUUCAGUAACUUUCGCACCAGUUUUUCCAUUGGUAGUGAUGAUGAGCUUGGCGUCCUUCCAAAGACGAAGGAGGAUGAAGUGACUGUGCUGAAGGGAGAAUCACUUAUUGAGGAAGGCGAAGAUCCCAAGAAAAGAAACAUUCUGAGGAGCCUUCGGCGACCAGGCAAAAAAGCCAGACCAAAGCCUCGACACUCAAUCUCUAAACCUCUGGAAAGUACUUAUUUUGGGGUGCCUUUGGUUAAUGUUGUGUCUCCUGACAGACCCAUACCACUGUUCAUCGACAAAUGUAUCCGCUUCAUUGAGGCCACAGGUUUGACUACCGAAGGUAUUUACAGAGUCAGUGGGAACAAGGCUGAGAUGGAAAGCAUGCAGAGACAGUUUGAGCAGGAUCAUGGCCUGGACCUGGUAGAGAAGGACUUCACAAUAAACACGGUCGCAGGAGCUCUAAAGAGCUUUUUCUCCGAGCUGCCUGAGCCACUGGUCCCAUAUGGUGCACAAGUAGAGCUGGUGGAGGCUUUCAAGAUAAAUGAUCGAGAGCAGAGGCUGCAGACCAUGAAGGACGUGCUGAGAAGGUUUCCCCGCGAGAACUACGAAGUUUUCAAACACGUCAUGAGCCACCUGAACAAGGUCAGCCAGUGGAACAGGGUGAACCUAAUGACCAGUGAGAACCUGUCCAUCUGUUUCUGGCCCACGCUGAUGCGACCCGACUUCACCACCAUGGAUGCCCUGACGGCCACACGCACCUACCAGACAAUCAUUGAGAGCUUCAUCCACCAGUGCGCGUUCUUCUUCUACAACCAGGCCCCUGCCGAAUCUCCCACGGGACCCUUCGGGGCUCCGGGACCGCUGGUGCCCUCCGCUCUGCCCCCAUCACCCACUGCCGCCCCGACGUGUGUCCCCCCGCCUUCACACUUCAGCCCCCUGCUGCAGUCUCCCCCCAACUCACCCCCGCAAAGCCCCCACACUGUCCCACCAGAGCCACAGACACUGUGAGACAGGGAACGUGUAGAGACGCACACACCCUUAAUCGUUUACUUUUUACUUGCCUAUCGCCGAUGUGUUUGCAGACGUACUCAUUACUCAUAUCCCUCGUGCAUGCACACGCCGCAGUCUUUACACAGACACUUGAAAACACAGUACAUAUAUUUAGGUCAGUGUUGCAUGUGGUAAUUGGAUACAGUGCUUCAGCGCUGUAUUGAGUUAGUGAAUGAUUUGCACACUCUUGAAACAGUAGCGUGCUGUCGCACACUCUCAAGCCGGGCGUACACUACAUAGUUCAGAAAAUCCUAUCCAACAGUCAGAAAUAGAAGUAGGUUUACAGACUUUCUUGGCCUUUUUGCUGUGAGGAAAAUAAGCAGAAAAAUAAUAGCAACACUAGGACCAGUGUCCAUAUCCAGUAUUUUUUAUGUACAUAUCUGCCAAUUCAUAAACAAUUCCGAUACGUAACAAUCAUAAAAUGGCACAACUUAGCAUUAUGAGGAAAUACAACAUUUAUAUAUGUUGGGUUACAAAAAAAUAAUCAAAUGCAGCAGUUUUAGCAGAGUAUCCCAAACAUGUCCAAACAUUCAGAUCUUGUGUGAUGUUAUUAGUUAUUGGUUUGAUUCUAGGGUUAGGGUUUUUCUUUUGAAUAAUUUCUGCUAAAAUCUAGGCUGUACGAUUCUCUUACCAUUGUGAAUCUCUUAAAACAAUAUCAAGAGUUUUGGUUUCAAAAAAGCACUAAAACCCCAAAAUUUUGACAUUGUUAUGUGGACUUGGACUCGUUUGUGCUUCUGUGGAUGCACAAGUAGCAUAGCAAAUCCACAGUGUGUGGACUGAUAUGCGGUUGUCUGUAUCACUGAUACGACAGAUACGUUGCUGACCAACUCACAACCCAGGACUUCACAUUUACUGAAGACGUACAUUCUUGAUAAAUCAGCUCAGUGAUUACUUCACAAAUAGAAAAUCUACAGGUUAAUUAUGAAGCCGUGUUUAGCAGAAUGAGUGUUCUCUAACGUUCUCCACUAGAUCGAGGAAACCAACAGUAGUAGGAUAUGAUGAAUGUGUACAUGUUUGUACUUUGAGUACGUGAAGUAAAAUAAAAUAUUUCCUUGAUUGUCAAAAUAAUCGCUCGAUUAUUUCAUAGUGGUAGCCCUAGUGGGAAGGUCUCUGAUUACUCAACCUAGUUUGGAAGGCCAAACACCGAGUUCACCUUCUCACACUACCAGCUCAUCGAUCAAACUCCCAGCCAGAAAAGUCACGUCUGAAAACCAUUCCCAAAAUUGUGUAGUGUACGCCUAGCCACACACGCAGAUGGUUUUAAGCAAACUUUCAGAGUACGCACAGUCAUGUGAUGGCAUUCACCAAGUGUUCGUAGCUCUGUGUGUACGUUCUCACUCAGAUACGCACACAAACUCCAUAUCUCUCUUUACUGCAUCCUCCCAUCCUGCAUUAUGGGGCGCUGUGCAGAUGGAUCAGCCUUUUCCUUUAUAACGAAAGUGAACAUUUCGCAGUUUGGUAGACUUCUGAGUGUGCAGUUUUUCCCAUUCUUGUCUUUCUCUGUCUCUUCCUCACUCAAUCUCUCCUCCCUCCUGUGCUGGUUUCCUGAACUCAGACUGUGGCUGCUCUUUGGUCCAGAAUAGAUGAAGAAAGAGGUGGGAUGUGCGUUCCGAAUGGCAUUCCAUCCAUCCAGGCACUUAGUCUUUUCUUGAAGACUCUGUCCAAUGAAGAUCAACAAACUUUGGGAGAGUAUCAGAAAUGUUUUAUUUAUUUAUUUUGAAGAAUGGCAUCACUGCUGCUGCACCCUCAUUUGCCACUUUGUCUGACAGUAAUGACCACCUGUUGCCCACAUUGACCCCUUUCAUGAGAGACGAUAUGGAUUUAAAGACCGGAGGUGAAAGUUCCUCUGUGCUCCAUGACUUGAAGCCUCUGGACAUGCUAAGGUGUGGCAUUUGUGAAGUUCUGCUCAUUGGUUCCUGUGGAUCUGUGCCCUUAAAUUCAGCCAUUGGGAGUGUACCUGCCUUUGUUCCGAGACCUUUUCUUCCUGGAACGCUGGGAUCCGUUCGGCUGGUUCUUUAACGUCAGAUGAGCUGAGGGGAUGCACUUUAUCAUCGGGUGAAGGAAGUGCCCCAGGGCCUUUUGCUGAACUUUUGAACUUAACCUCUCAACACUUUGAACCUCUUCACCAAGGGCGAACCCAAAACCCUCACAACCUUAAUGUAGGAUACGAAUUCCAAAAACCACAUCAGUAGGCCUUUUAUGGACGCCCCCUCGUGACUGUUUAAGAAAAAAAAAACAUCGAAAAAAGAAACGGCACCGUUUUCACUUACUAAUCUAAAGCACUUUGAUUUUAUUUGACGUUUUACUUAGACCUGUUUUGUGAAACAUAACACUGAAUUCCGUUCGGUUUGAGUCAAAGUCCAUCUCGGGGGGCUAUUUUCGGUCUUUCCCGAGGCUUCAGCGUGUCUUUUGUCCUGGAUUUUUCUUGUACAUGCGCGUCAUUUAUGGCUAAGCCAUGUCUAAUGUAUACAUUAACUCAUAUCAUGAUUGUUUGAACAUGUACUCCGAUUUCAACAUGUACAGCAGUCCCGCGCUCCGCAUCUGCCAUCGCAUACGCUGUCCCCGCUCUCCAGAGUGUCAGUGCAUUUCAUGAAUCCAUAUGAUGUAUAAAAAAGAAGAUCCAGCGGCUCAUUGUGUGUAGAUUGUAAAUGACUUUGCUCUUCUCUUAAAACAUGAAGCCUUUCUGAAACUGAGAUUUGUAAUAUACAUUUUGCUUGAAAUGCCCCUUUCUUUCUUUCUUUCUUUUUUUUUUUUUUUUUUUUUUUAAAUCCAGCCAAGGUACAGUAGCUUAAGUACCAAAGUAGUGCUCAGUGACCAGCUAGACUCAGACACUAGUUUGAAUGACUAUUUUGAUGAUUUGGUAGGGGUGAUAACUUUUCAUCUAGGUUCAGAUACUUGACACGUUGUUCGUGCUUUUCUUUCAAACAGGAAAAUCAGCUUCUUGGAUGAAAUAUGAAUGUUUCUGAUCAUAUGUGUUCUUUCAGUAACUGGGAUUCUGCGGCUGGAAAGAGCAGAUCGAGAACUCGUUCAGCUACGAGGCAGUUGGCCUGUCUGUACGCCACCCACAAAUGUGUCUUUUCGUAGAGGCUGUUGCUUUUUGGCAAAAAUCCCAUUAAAACUGUAGCGCUCAAGUCA